AUGAAAGCAAAGGCAAUAGUCAAUCAAUAUAAGGGGGAACCAAGUAAAGAAGAAGCUUUAGCAAUUAGGAAUGCAAUGCUGAUGGCUAAACAGGUAGGAUGGACUAAAAUUACAAUCCAUUCGGAUAGCAAAUCAGUUAUUGACCAGAUACAUAGUGGCCAUGAGUAUGAUAGUACCAUUGCAACUAUUCUGGAAGAUGUGCAGGAUUUGACUUCACAUUUUGCAAGCUGUAGGUUUGUGUGUAUAUCUAGAACAGAAAAUGAAAUUAGCCAUGCUCUAGCUCAGUUUGCUAUUCAGCUAGUGAAUGAUAUUGAAUGGGAACAAGAUUUCCCAGUUUGGCUGAUGGAUUUAGUGAGGAAGCAAAUGAGGGUAGUUGCCCCUUUUUAUAAUUAA
Messenger RNA from Coffea eugenioides, 393 nucleotides. RefSeq lists its product as uncharacterized. Lineage: Eukaryota; Viridiplantae; Streptophyta; Magnoliopsida; Gentianales; Rubiaceae. The coding region runs from base 1 to 393 and encodes 130 amino acids. Gene Ontology annotation, molecular function: RNA-DNA hybrid ribonuclease activity; nucleic acid binding. The transcript has a single exon. The record is from RefSeq and is a predicted model, not a curated record.